Candidozyma duobushaemuli is the source of this 1005-nucleotide messenger RNA. It is a transcript of the gene PTC1, whose product is annotated as type 2C protein phosphatase. Gene Ontology annotation, molecular function: cation binding; protein serine/threonine phosphatase activity. The record is from RefSeq and is a predicted model, not a curated record. Gene Ontology annotation, biological process: protein dephosphorylation. Bases 1 to 1005 code for a protein of 334 amino acids. Lineage: Eukaryota; Fungi; Ascomycota; Pichiomycetes; Serinales; Metschnikowiaceae. The transcript has 2 exons.
AUGGCCCUGCCUGAGGAAAGGGCGCCAGCAGAUCACACUUUGGAGACUGCCUCGGCUUCAGAACUGAAGCAACAAAAUAACCAUAGCCCGCCUGUUGAGCAGCAAGACCCUUUCAGUGGGCUUUCUUUCAAGGUAGGAGUGGCAGAGAACAAAAAUGCCACCUACAGAGCUAAGAUGGAAGAUGUGCACACGUAUGUCGCCAACUUUGCUGAGAAGCUUGACUGGGGCUACUUUGCCAUAUUCGAUGGCCAUGCCGGGAAAUCGACAGCUCGUUGGUGCGGCAACAAUUUGCAUACUUUGAUUGAGCAGGAAUUGCUAGCGAAGGAGGCUCUGGCGAAUUGUGGCCUGGGUGCCUCUCCAGCACACCUCUGUGAUGUCAAAGAUGUGUUUCAUAAUGUAUUCGUGAAGGCUGACGAGCUUAUCGAAGAAGAAGGCAGUGGAUCUGCUGGCUCGACUGCUGCUGUGGCCAUAUUACGCUGGGAGUCUACUGAAGAGCUGGCGGAACUGGGGAAACUGAAUCCCCCGAAACCAGGCAAGAAGUUUGAUUUUGUCCCAGGACCACAUCACAAGCGAAUGUUGUACACAUCAAACGUCGGCGAUCUGCGAAUUGUCAUUUGUCGGGCCGGGAAAGCUUACAGAUUGACCUAUGACCACAAAGCCUCUGACCCCAGUGAGAUAGACCGAGUGAGAGACCGUGGUGGUCUCAUAGUCAAAAACAGAGUCAAUGGCGUCUUGGCGAUUACUAGAUCAUUGGGAGACUCGUAUAUUAAAAACCUUGAUGAAUUUCUAAUAUUGGCCUGUGACGGUGUGUGGGAUGUGAUUAGCGAUAGCUUCGCCUGCAAGUUUGUCGCCGAUAUUUUCAAACAGCAAGAACAAAACAAGGAACCCAUCGAUCCUGCGAAAGCUGCCAAAAGGCUAUGCCAGCUCGCUAUCGACAAUGCUACAACCGACAACGUAACUGCAAUGGUUGUCAAAUUUGACUCGAGCGUAUUGAGCGCUGACUAG